Messenger RNA from Chrysoperla carnea, 588 nucleotides. Its product is annotated as DBF4-type zinc finger-containing protein 2 homolog. NCBI's taxonomy places the organism in Eukaryota, Metazoa, Arthropoda, Insecta, Neuroptera, Chrysopidae. The coding region runs from base 15 to 569 and encodes 184 amino acids. The transcript is spliced from 2 exons. The record is from RefSeq and is a predicted model, not a curated record.
AUCAUGAUUUAAUAAUGACAUUCCUCCAAAUUUUAAGUAAAUUUUUUUAUCCUGCAUACAAAUCAUUAUUUCCAUUUUCACCUACAACCACAUUUGUUCAUAAUAGUCUUGCAAGAUGGAAUAGUACUCAAAUCAUCCAACAAUCAGAUGUUAUUCACUCUACAAAUAGAUACUUUAAUAAUACUUGUGUACCUUGUGAUAGAGAGACAAUGGAUAGAAUUCGAAGAGCAAUGCUUAAAUGCCCAAGAAAAAUACGUCGACAAAAUAUCCAAGAUUGUCCAAGAGAAAAGCCAAACUGCAAUUGUAAAAUAAAAUCACCACCGCUGCCCCCACCUAAACCACCUCCUUGUUGCGAAUGCCCAGCACCGCCAUCUUGUUGUCCACCAGAACCCGUAUGUAGACAACAGUGUUGUACACUUAGUCCCGUUUGUGCAGACCAAUGUCAACUUAAACCUGUUGUUUGUUGUGAAGAUAAGUGUCAAUUUACGCCAGUAUGUGAACAAAAGUGUCCACCAAAACCAACAUGCGAAGAAAAGUGUCUACCUUCAACUAAUCCGCCAUGUGUUUGAGUGAAACAGUUUUAUAAAG